This is a messenger RNA of Owenia fusiformis, 1689 nucleotides long. The record is from the annotation of a GenBank genome assembly. Lineage: Eukaryota; Metazoa; Annelida; Polychaeta; Sabellida; Oweniidae.
UUUACAAUGGAUUUAUGUUAGCAAUAGAAAUCCCGAGGAGAUCUUUGUUUUGAAUACGUAAAAACUAGAAGUUUAUUUACGCAAUAGGUGUCGUAUUAUAGAUUAUAAAAAAAGCCUAGAACGGAAGUUGUUAUUCCGCAGUUUUUUACACAACUGUAAGCAUACUGAUCGAUUCAACAGAGGCUGCGAAUAAUAAUCUCAUGUGGAAAAGAAUGCACAUUUCAAUCAUGGACUGUGUUAACCUUGAAUACAUUUUCAACGUAUCAGUUGGGGUUUAUUUACUAUCAAUACCUGUUUACUCCGCUCCAACCACAGACUGUAGUAAAUUUGAUAUUCGCUUCACGAGAGAGGGCCAACCGGGUUAUACAUACAGAGAAUUCUGCAGUAACAUUUGUUCACCCAGGCGUAACCCAAAAUAUGACGCUCUUUGUUGGAGCGAUAAAAACGUCCUAAAACAUUGCGGGAAAUACGUAGACUGUAUUAAUCAAACGCCAGAACCCCAACAUGACACAGUAAACAAGUUCACAAAAUAUGGCGUUCCUACACUUCUAGCGAUUGUUGCUGUCUUCGGCAUUGCAACAUUGACUGCUGCGUACAAGUUUGAUAUUAUCGCUAGGAUACGACGAAGAUAUGAACGUACAGCCCAAGAAAGGGAAGCAGUUCCCAACCAACCAGCAGCAGAAGUAGCUUUAAUGAAUGGACAAACUACCAGACCUGUUGAACCGGAGCAACAUGAAAAAGGUGAACUGUGUACUGGUUAAUACGACAACGACGGUCCAAGAAAGAUUACAAUGCUUGAAGAAGAAAAUGCUUUAUAAUAUAGACUUAUAUCAUGAUAUAUUAUUUAAGACUUAUAUCGAUUAAUGAGACAAUUCUACUAGAGAUAGUAUGUCUUGUAAAGAUGAUACAGAUAAUUUCUAUCUUGUCUGGAGAUAUUAGAACCAAAUACUUUGUUUAAUUUGUUUUUUACACCACCGUGUAAUGAAGUUGAAUAAUGUAUUUAUGUAUGUUUUCUAUAUUUUCUACAAUGUACAUAUUCAAGUUAAAGGUAAAUAACAAUGAAUAUGCUUUUCUUUUAAAUGCAGUCUAGAUAUACUGUAGUACUGUAGUGUAAAUUUCUGCUACACCACAACAUAUGCCCAUGGGCGUUUAGCGGCAUGGUGUAUGAAGUAUGUAAGAAAUUAUGAAAUGAAUGGAAUUGAAUUAUAUACAUAUGUAUAUACUAUAUUAGUGAUUUCUUAUUCAUAUUUGAUUUAUGUGGCCUCGGCGUUAAAAAUCCUGAAGAUUGAAGAUCAAAAACUUAUGAAAUGAAUACUUUCGAAACUAUAGAAUAUCAUUAAUAAACUGCUAGCAUGGCAUCGGGUAGAUAUCAAAUACUAACUAGGACAACAUUCCCUAAAUGUAUGACAAUUGAUAUAUUUUUAGCAUUCACCGGUAUAAGUGGACUUACUGUUGCUGUUGAUAUUAAGUCAGUACUCGGAGCGUCUGAGGAUUUUAUUAUUUGAUUGUACGAACAUGUACGGUUUAGGCUUUUGAAUAAAGAUUAUAUUGAAAUUUAUUAUAUUUGUUAAUAAAUGUUUGUAGCCCCCAAGCGGUCCGCUUUGAUCUUCAGCAUCACUAAAAUUGCUAUUUUUAUUUUUUCAGAAAUAUAAAUAAAUGCAUAGACUUACCUCAGCUGGUAAAAUAAUU